AUGGAGCAUCCUAAGCAUCUACUGCUGCUCCCGUACGAGAUCAGGGACAUGAUAUGGGCAUGUUGCUCUGCAACUGGAGAUGCAAAUGGACUGCUACGAUGCUGCCGCCAAACGAAGGAAGAGUUCACUCGCUACUGUGUGCUGCCCAAGGACGUCUCCCAGCUUGAUAAGCUCAAGAUACUGGUCGACUCAACAUAUGACCAUGGAAUCUGGCUCAAGUUCGACUACACUUGGCAGCAAAACGGACACACCCGUCGUGCUGUGAGCGCCGUUCGACACAUGAGCGAACCCAUUGUUCGGCGUGUCGCCAAAACGAUCAAAGUCAACGAAAUAACAGUACAUUUACAUGCUCCCAGGCACGGACACUUUGUCGGAGCACUUCUCAUGAUGUUGGCAAAGGCGGAUGAUGCUUACUAUUUUAUCUAUGCCAUGUCGCGAUACAGCAAGUUCAAUAUGGACAAUCCGGGCCGCAUUGCCAUCAAGUUUUCCACCGAGAUGUUGCAGCCGGGCCAGUCAACAAAGGAGGCAAAGAACUUUUGGGAAUGUCGUGCACCCAAGGUAUUGGAGGACCCUAUGAGAAAGUAUCUGAGCCAUCCAGGACAGAUGCCUUGCUUCUAUGAGUACUUCUUAAGGUGUUUUCGUACGCUCCCGAGUGUGCCUGAGAUCGAGUACAAAAGGUGGCCACGGAAACAUGUCCACCGAGCUUACAAGAUGCCGGAUCCAGAUGAUAUUCUACCAUACAUGACUGAAUGUUACCCAGCACUCCUCCCGGAUCUUCAAAAGCACAUCAAACAAAGAGCUGCCUACAUAAUGGCAAACGGCGUGACCUCGCUUGACGAAACAUCGUUUGCCCACACGGGAGACCCAGUUGAUUCCAGCUGGGAGCACAUCAACUACGACACCGUGAGUUUGGCCUGUAGGUAUUUCUUUUUGUUGGAUAACCUGGCUGGUCCCGUUGGAGGCUGCCUGGACAUGUUACGCUUGCAUCGAUUCAAGACCAUGGAUGCAAUUAGUGUGGACUACUUUGCUCGUGCAGAAAACAGGGCCGGGAACGACGACGCUGGGUUGUUUGGGGCAUCGAGUAAGGUAACUCGACAACUCCGAGCACUGUUCGAACCUCUAGCAACAGAUCAUGUCGUUGGUCUGCGAAGCACUUGUCCGCACCUCCGUGUGGUGGAAUGGCCUACCACUUCUUCCAGCUCUCAACUUUCGUCCGAUGCCAGUUCUAGGUGGCUGGAAAGCUACCCUAAUGGCAUCCGGUACCACUGGGGCGGUCGGAAUCUGGUGGAUUGGAGGUUCGGGUGGGAGGCAAAGCUAUUAGGGGAGCACUACAAGCCGCAUCGGGAUCGGGAACCAGGGCUAUGGGUCUCGUGGAUAAACAAGAGCUGGGAAGGCAGAGGAUGCUGCCAGGAUUCGAUUCGUUGGAUGAUGGAGCUCGGCAAUGUGCAUGACAGACGCCGCUUGAGGAGGCUGAAUGCGCCAGGUAAGGCUCGCCACUUUAUCCUUAGUAGCAAUACUAUCAAUCGAUAUGCUUCGGAGCAGGAGCAGGAGCAAGACAGACCGAUGCUAGGCCGAAGGGAAUGCCUUCGACACAUAAGGCCUAGAAAUAAGGACCCGUUUUACAUCAGAUUCUGUGGCUAUCGGGAGCUGGCUUUUGAAUGCUCAUCCUGGGCUACAACGUCGCGUGCUAAAGAGACCCCGGGAAAUAGGAAAUGGUGUGGCGAUAUAUGCUCUGAGUAUUCGGCUGCAGCUCUGCGGGGAGAUGUUGCUAAUAAUGGUUGA
Messenger RNA from Fusarium sp. VM40, 1782 nucleotides. NCBI's taxonomy places the organism in Eukaryota, Fungi, Ascomycota, Sordariomycetes, Hypocreales, Nectriaceae. The record is from the annotation of a GenBank genome assembly.